Molecule: messenger RNA, 858 nt
Organism: Fomitopsis serialis
Lineage: Eukaryota; Fungi; Basidiomycota; Agaricomycetes; Polyporales; Fomitopsidaceae
Exons: 4
Coding region: 1-858 (285 amino acids)
Biological process (GO): protein phosphorylation
Molecular function (GO): ATP binding; protein kinase activity
Source: RefSeq, a predicted model, not a curated record
AUGGCUGCGAAACCUGCAAGAAUUCUAUUGUCACGUAAGAUUCUUCAGCCAUUGAUACGCAUUCGGCUAAGCGUUUUGAGACAGAACGAGCUCACACGUGGUGGAACAACUGGGGAUGGGCUACAUGCAGUCGUACGUGUCGCAGCGAUGGGAGAAGAAGGGAAGAGGCAUCUAGAAAUCUUGCGCAAGCUGGCGCGUGGAACGAGAAGUCUGUUCAUGGACAAUCACGUUGUGCCACUUUGGCAAGAGGUUCAAUUCGAGGACAUUGUCUUCACCGUCUCGCCAUUCGUAGCCCAUUCCAUGGCUGAGUGUUAUGGACAGUGGGCAAAAAACUCCGUCGGGGACAUAAUUGAUAUGAUUCUACAGGCACUGGAGGCGAUUGUUUUCGUCCACGACCUCGGAAUAGUGCAUAGAGAUCUGUGUAAAGCAAACUACGUCGUCCAAUGGCAUCCGGAAUCCUUGAAGUCCAUGCGGGUGCCAUUAAACCGACCGCGCGUAUUCCUCACAGAUUUCGAGACGGCCUACGAAUUUCACCCUGACGUCCCUUCGGAACAACGCCUGUUAUCCGGUCUCCCUAUCAAGGAUUACCGACGUCCCGUACCGCCAGAGAUGGCUUGUGGGGCGUUGUACGACCCAUUCAAGGCUGAUGUGUGGCAGCUUGCAGAGAGUUUUGCGGAUUUCAGGGCGACGAUCCCUGACAUCGAUGCAGUCCUUGAGCAGAUGCUUGAACCGAACGUCGCUCUGAGACUGUCUGCUGUGGAAGCUCGUGAUAAACUAGCUGCGGUGGUUCAUAACAUUCCCCCGGUCUCUCUCCUGAUUUCCCCCGUACUGUUAAAACGAGCUCCCUUCGGACGGUGA